AUGGACGCCGGCGCCGCCACCACCGCCCGGGAGCGCCCCGCGCCGCCCUCGCCGGUGCCGAUGGCGAUUCCGCUGCCGGUGCCACUGCCGCAGGCGUCGGCGGACCCGUCCAACCCCUUCCCCACCACGUUCGUGCAGGCCGACACCACCUCCUUUAAGCAGGUGGUCCAGAUCCUCACCGGCACGCCGGAGACCGCGGCGGCCGCGGCGUCGGGCGGGGCGCAGGCGUCGCCGCCGGCCCCGCAGAAGCCAGCGCCCGCGCCCCCGGGGCCCAAGAGGCCGGCUUUCAAGCUCUACGAGCGGCGGAGCAGCAUGAAGAGCCUCAAGAUGCUCUGCCCCCUGCUCCCGGCCGCCGCCGCCUUCGCCGCUGGCGGCUUCGCCGGAGGCUUCUCCCCGCGCGGGUUCUCGCCGCGCGGCCUCGAGGUGCUGUCGCCCAACAUGCUGGACUUCCCGUCGAUGGCGCUCGGGAGCCCCGUCACGCCGCUGCCGCCGCUGCCGGGGUCCGAGGAGGCCGCCGCCGCCGAGGACCGCGCCAUCGCCGAGAAGGGGUUCUACCUCCACCCGUCCCCGCGCGGCAAUGCCGGCGCCGGCGGCGACCUGCAGCCGCCUCCCAGGCUGCUCCCGCUCUUCCCCGUGCAGUCGCCGACCGGCCGGCCGUGA
This is a messenger RNA of Miscanthus lutarioriparius, 660 nucleotides long. The record is from the annotation of a GenBank genome assembly. Lineage: Eukaryota; Viridiplantae; Streptophyta; Magnoliopsida; Poales; Poaceae.